Molecule: messenger RNA, 2482 nt
Organism: Gadus chalcogrammus (walleye pollock)
Lineage: Eukaryota; Metazoa; Chordata; Actinopteri; Gadiformes; Gadidae
Gene: fubp1
Product: far upstream element (FUSE) binding protein 1
Exons: 19
Coding region: 48-2081 (677 amino acids)
Biological process (GO): regulation of DNA-templated transcription
Cellular component (GO): nucleus; cytoplasm
Molecular function (GO): mRNA binding
Source: RefSeq, a predicted model, not a curated record
ACGGCCAUCUUCUGUCGCCGGGCACGAGAGGAGAAACAGCACCAGUCAUGGCAGACUACUCGAACGUGGCUCCCCCGUCCUCUAACGCGCCCGCCGGGAUGAACGACGCUUUCAAAGACGCGCUUCAACGAGCGAGACAGAUCGCGGCUAAGAUCGGAGUCGACGGCGUUCCUGCACCUACAACAAACGAGUUUGGCUACGGAGGCCAGAAAAGGCCCCUGGAAGAUGCUGGUGGGUAUUUUCCCAUGCCUAACCUCAAUAUAGACCAACCAGAGACAAAGAAAGUGGCACCUAGUGACCCCUUCUCAGGUGGAAUGGGCGGAAUGGGAGGAAUGGGAGGUCCCCCAAGGUCCGCAUCGGAGGACUUCAAGGUUCCCGAUGGCAUGGUUGGAUUCAUCAUUGGGAGAGGCGGAGAGCAGAUAUCCCGUAUGCAGCAGGAAUCUGGAUGUAAAAUACAGAUCGCCCCAGACAGCGGCGGCAUGCCCGAUAGAUCGGUGACAUUGACAGGAUCCCCAGACGCCAUCCAGUGUGCGAAGAGGCUCCUCACAGAGAUUGUGGAGAAGGGUCGCCCAACACCAGCAUUCCACCACAACGAGGGCCCUGGCAUGUCGGUUCAGGAGAUCAUGGUCCCUGCUUCUAAAGCCGGCUUGGUCAUUGGCAAGGGAGGGGAAACCAUCAAGAGCCUUCAGGAAAGAGCCGGAGUUAAGAUGGUCAUGAUCCAGGAGGGACCUCAAAACACGGGCGCAGACAAACCUCUCCGGAUCUCGGGGGAAGCUUUCAAAGUUCAGCAAGCCAAAGAGUUGGUGAUGGAGCUGAUCAGAGACCAGGGGUUCAGAGAGCAGAGGGGGGAGUAUGGCUCUAGGUUGGGGGGUGGUGACAGCUUAGAUGUGAGUAACAUUGAAGUCCCAGUGCCGAGGUUCGCGGUCGGCAUCGUCAUCGGUAGGAACGGCGAGAUGAUCAAGAAGAUCCAGAGCGACACGGGCGUCCGCAUCCAGUUCAAACAAGACGACGGCACCACGCCGGAGAGGAUAGCCCAGAUCAUGGGCCCGCCCGAGCAGGCCCAGCACGCGGCCGACAUCAUCUCGGACCUCCUGCGCAGCGUGCAGGCCGGCGGGCCCCCGGGUCACGGCGGGGGCAGGGGACGGGGCCGCGGACAGGGCAACUGGAACAUGGGCCCCCCCGGAGGCCUGCAGGAGUUCACCUUCACCGUCCCCACCAUGAAGACCGGCCUCAUCAUCGGCAAGGGGGGCGAGACGAUAAAGGGCAUCAGCCAGCAGUCGGGGGCCCGCAUCGAGCUCCAGAGGAACCCCCCGCCCAACGCCGACCCCAACAUUAAGAUGUUCACCGUGCGCGGCUCCCCCCAGCAGAUCGACUACGCCAGGCAGCUCGUGGAGGAGAAGAUCGGGUGUCCGGUCACCCCGAUGGGAGGACCCCAUGGUCCACCUGGGCCUCACGGAGGACCCGGCCCCCACGGCCCCCCAGGGCCACCAGGCCCACCCGGUGCUCCAAUGGGGCCCUACAACCCGGGACCCUACAACCAGGGGCCCCCCGGUCCACAUGGUCCUCCGGCCCCCUACCAGCCUCAGGGAUGGGGCAACGGCUUCCCCCACUGGCAGCAGGGCCAGCCUGACCCUAGUCACGAUACAUGUCCAGACAAAGCUGCUGCUGAUGCCAACGCUGCGGCGUGGGCGGCGUACUACUCCCAGUACGGCCAGCAGCCCCAGGCCCCAAUGACCCCCACCGGCGGAGCCCCCGGAACCACGCAGUCCAACGGCCAAGGUGGCCCGCAGGCGCCCGGUCAGAGCGGACAGGCAGAUUACACCAAGGCCUGGGAGGAAUAUUACAAGAAAACGGGCCAACAGAGUCAGCAGCCCCAGGACUACACGAAAGCAUGGGAAGAUUACUAUAAGAAGCAAGGUCAAGCCGCGCCCCAGGCCACGGCGGCCGCCGCCGCCCAGCCCGGAGGGCAGCCGGACUACAGCGCUGCCUGGGCCGAGUACUACCGCCAGCAGGCCGCCUACUACGGCACGGCCAGCCCCCAGGCCAUGGGCGGAGCCCCCCAAGCCCCCCAGGGCCAGUAAUGUGACGUGGACAUAAAGUAAAUGCCUCAUUGUCGAAACAAAUCCUUUGUUAAAUGUUUGGAUGCAGACGCCUUGAUGAAGAUCUUAAAUUUCCUUGGUUUGAAGGUGUGCUCGUAGACGGCCGCUCGUCCGGCGAACAUGUCCUCCUUUUUUUUUUGUUUUCCUUUACUUAUCUUGUAAAUGCUUUGUUUUUAGUGGUGGUCAUUCCAGGCCUGUAUCUACACAAUGUGGUUUGAACUCAUGUUAAAUUGUAGUCAUUGCCAUGUAUAUCAUCUCAGUUUUAAAUGCUAUUCCCUGUUGUGUUUUGCAAUAAAACGAAAUGAAACCUCCUGUGUUGGUAAGUUGGGAUGCUUAGAGGAGGGGUUGAUGUUAUAUUGUGUAUGCUCUUGUUUUGCUGUUGG